AAGCCUGAAUUCUAAGAGAGGAAUAGGGAUAUAAGGAAAAGAGACAAAGACAAAAGGAGAGGUUGCUUGGGUACCACUGCCAAUCCCUCGGAGGGACAGGUCCAACCUGUCUCUGUCCCAGCCCCAUCUGCAUGAAGAGACCCAUUGCAGUCUCACCUUCCACGUGCCUGGGGCAGAAUGCGAAUUGAGAAAUCCAAGGCAAAUGAGGAACAGUCCAUGCCUCCCCCUCCCAGAGCCCCGGGGGUGGGCGACAGGCUCUGAGGAUGAGUCAGUGGGGUGGGGACCCCAUUUCUGUGCUCAUCUGCCUCCUUGGGAAUAUAAAGAGCAAGCACUGAGGCCCCGCCUCAGAGCACCCCAAACUUGAUGCCAUGAAGAUCCCGGUCCUUCCUGCCGUGGUGCUCCUCUCCCUCCUGGUGCUCCAUUCUGCCCAGGGAGCCACCCUGGGUGGUUCUGAGGAAGAAAGCACCAUUGAGAAUUAUGCGUCACGACCCGAGGCCUUUAACACCCCGUUCCUGAACAUCGACAAGUUGCGAUCUGCUUUUAAGGCUGAUGAGUUCCUGAACUGGCAUGCCCUCUUUGAGUCUAUCAAAAGGAAACUUCCUUUCCUCAACUGGGAUGCCUUUCCUAAGCUGAAAGGACUGAGGAGCGCAACUCCUGAUGCCCAGUGACCAUGACCUCCACUGGGAGAGGGGGCGAGUGUGAGCGCUGAUUCUCAACCUACCAUAACCCUUUCCUGGCUCAGGAACUCCAAUAAAAUGUUUUCCAUCCAACA
Macaca mulatta (Rhesus monkey) is the source of this 772-nucleotide messenger RNA. RefSeq names its product keratinocyte differentiation associated protein (gene KRTDAP). The record is from RefSeq and is a predicted model, not a curated record. Gene Ontology annotation, cellular component: extracellular region. Gene Ontology annotation, biological process: epidermis development. NCBI's taxonomy places the organism in Eukaryota, Metazoa, Chordata, Mammalia, Primates, Cercopithecidae.